Molecule: messenger RNA, 1104 nt
Organism: Ophidiomyces ophidiicola
Lineage: Eukaryota; Fungi; Ascomycota; Eurotiomycetes; Onygenales; Onygenaceae
Exons: 2
Coding region: 1-1104 (367 amino acids)
Cellular component (GO): cytoplasm; nucleus
Source: RefSeq, a predicted model, not a curated record
AUGGCAGAAGAUUCAUUCUCAAAAAAGAUAAAACUCACUGGCCCUCUGAUCGGCACCCACAAUGGCCGUUUUCACGCAGAUGAAGCCUUAGCAGUCUAUCUCCUUCGCAUGUUGCCGGAGUAUUCGUCUUCUCCUGUCAUUCGCACCAGAGAACCUGGAAAGCUCGAAGGAUGCAGCACGGUCGUUGACGUUGGUGGGGAAUACAACAUCUCGACACACCGUUAUGACCAUCACCAGCGCGGGUUUGCAGAAACAUUUCCUGGCCAUACGACGAAACUUUCUUCGGCAGGCCUGAUUUACUUGAAUUUUGGGAAGGAUAUUGUCUCUCAGCACAUGGCUAAACCAGAUACCGACCCAGACGUCGGCAUUAUCUAUGAGAAGCUCUACACCGAUUUCAUCGAGGCUUUGGAUGCUCAUGAUAAUGGAAUUUCUACCUAUGACCCACAGGGCAUUGAUGCCGCUGGACUGACAAAGCGCUUUCGUAAUGGUGGAGUCCAUUUGGCUGCCGUGGUCGGCGAUAUGAACGUCGCUGAUCCAGGCGAGGAGCUUGACGAGGAUGGCCUGUUCGAGAAAGCUAGCAAGUUCAUCGGAGAUAUAUUCUCUAGGAAACUUCGUGCGGCAACUGGCUCAUGGUUGCCCGCCCGGGGGGCUGUUAAAGCCGCCUACGAGUCUCGUUUCGAUGUUCAUCCAUCCGGCAGAGUUAUCGUGUUCAAGAAUGGCGGAGUACCGUGGAAAGAACAUUUGUAUCAAUUCGAGCAGGCAGCACCAGGAGUUUCGACACUCGGACAAACAAAUGAACCGGUUAUUGGUAAAGAGGUCUACUAUGUUCUUUACCCGGAAUCCACUGAACCAUCCUCCAAAUGGCGCAUCCAGUGUGUGCCCCAAGAAGAAUCAAGCUUCGUGUCUAGAAGACCCUUGCCUGACUCCUGGCGUGGCAUGCGAGACGCGGAUCUUGACAAGGUUAUUGAUGCCGAUGCCCAGAGGAAGCAAUUAUCGAGACCUCCUCCAGGAGCCGUCUUCACACAUGCUAGCGGCUUCAUUGGCGGCCAUGCCAGCAAAGAGGGUGUGCUUCAGAUGGCGAGUAUAUGUCUGGCACAAGACUGA